Molecule: messenger RNA, 3432 nt
Organism: Actinia tenebrosa (Australian red waratah sea anemone)
Lineage: Eukaryota; Metazoa; Cnidaria; Anthozoa; Actiniaria; Actiniidae
Product: leucine-rich repeat-containing protein 49
Molecular function (GO): protein binding
Source: RefSeq, a predicted model, not a curated record
ACUAAUUGAAAAUUUCCGCUACAUAUUAAUCAGCCAAUGAAAUUCCGAAAUUUUCUAAGCUUUCGUUAUUUUUCCGCAUAUACUUCGGAACAGUGUCGUAAAAGAAGUUGCUCUUCAUUUCUUCUUUGGGAUUCCUGUGGAAAACACAUACGGGAUCUCGAAGUGGCUGCCAGGCAACGAAUCCAGCGGUAAAUUCAAUAUGGCGCCUAGAGGAAGAGGGUGGAAGUUUGAUUAUUGGACAAAUUAAACUCUGAGUAACUUUGAAUAUACCUUUAAUAAUGCUAAAUAUCCACAAGUAUAUAACGAAGAAACAUUUGAAGUACAUAUUUUGUUCGCGUUAUGUACCAUCAUCCAAGCAGAGCUGCAAAAACCGGCCGUGUUGUCGCGAGAGACGGUAUUAAUUUUAGUCUGAACUAUAGCUUGCAAGCACAAGCUUCUCCUGUGAGCGAAAGGCCGUCCUCAAAUCUAAAGCUCUCAGAUUGGAAACAGGGCAAUGACACAGUAUCGUCAGUCAGACCAGGAUCUAGUGCAGAGGCAAGCCUUGGUAGAAGUGGACGGUUUAGCCUUACUAAGUCUCCUUUAGAAAAUGACAAGCUUCGGGGAAAUGAGAGAUCUUCAUCUGUUCUUCAGUAUUCCCAUUCAACCAUGGACACUUCCCAAGAUUCCCGUCAAAAUUUUGCCACUCCGUCAUUUCGAGAACUGAACAAGAUCCAAAGGCAAGUCUUCCAGCCAUCAGUGUCUGUUGCAAAUGAGAGUUCUACCUCACUAGCUGCUUCUCAUAGCCAAGCAAAUCAGGGUCUGGUGCCAACAGAUGAUGAAGGGAAUUCUUAUCAGUUAAGAAAUGCUUUGAGUGCUGGCUCACAAGCAAGAGUUACUGAUAAAAGCCAAGUCUUUUUACCAGGGGACCGUGUGAUCUUUGCCGAGUCACCAUCAGCACCUGGUGUUCCUGUAGUGUAUAGAUUGCCUGAUGAAAGACAAGCUAACCCUGAUAGACUUAACUUAGACAGACGACGUCUAACAGUUUGUCCACUUCUAGAAGGAGAAGAGAAUUUACGACUUCUAAACUUUCAGCACAAUCUCAUCACAAAAAUUCAACAUUUAUCAAACCUAAGAAGACUGAUCUUCUUGGACAUCUACGAUAAUCAGAUAGAAGAGAUCGCAGGACUGAGUUGCUUGAAGUCUUUACGAGUACUGAUGCUUGGCAAAAAUAGAAUACGAAGGAUUCAUAAUCUAGAAACUUUGACCAAGCUAGACGUUCUUGAUCUACACGGAAAUAGAAUUAGUAAAAUCGAGAAUUUGAAUCAUUUGAGUGAACUCCGAGUAUUGAAUCUCGCCGGGAAUGAGAUUCAACAUGUGUCGAAUAUCAGUGGAAUGACGGCGUUAGCAGAGCUUAACCUGCGCAGAAAUCAAAUAUGCACUGUGGAGGAAGUAAAUAGAUUGGAAAAUCUUCAACGACUUUUUCUAAGUUUUAACUGUAUAACAAGUUUUGAAGACAUUUCAUGUCUAUCGCAGUCCCCCUCGAUCAUCGAGCUCUCUCUGGAUGGCAAUCCAUUCUGCAGUGAAAGUAGUUACAAGCAAACAAUACUUAAGCAUGUCACGUGUAUCAGACAACUAGACAUGAAGAGAAUCACGGAGGAAGAGCGAAGAAUAGCUACAGUUAUGGCGAAGAAAGAAGAAGAAAAGAAGCGAGAAAUCAAUAAACUCGCCAUCCUAAAGGAAAAGCGUCGUAUUGCAAUCAGUAACGCCCAGAGGCAAUGGGAAGUCGCACAGCUAAAGAGCUCUAGACAAACGGCUUAAUAUUCACCGAGACUCAAAUCAACAGCCUACGACAAAUCAACGCUCUUUGUUCACUACGAAAACUGGAUUUUCUGACCAUUAACAACGAGGGGAACCCAGUCACUAAAUAUACGUUAUGGAAGCAUUAUACUCUGUUCAGGCUGUCGCAUUUCUCUCUUAGCAAGAUCAAUGACAUCGAAAUAACAGCGGAAGAUACCGUAAUAGCCGAGAAGCUAUUUGGCAGUCUUGCUCAUCUUACAACUUCUCAAUUACCUCAAUCAAGACUUCUGUCUCUUUUAGGGGAUUCAAGAAGGAAAAAUACUGACGAAAAGACAAAGAAAUCAGAGGGAAAACAUGAAAGGACGUCUUCAGCUGAGUCAGUCGGUAGAGCUGGACUACAGUACUGGUCGUCUGAUAUUUACACGAAGAAAAAAGAGGAGGCAGACGCGAGGAAAGCAUUCGCCCAUAACUACAUGAAAGAGAUAGUAAACGAAACGUUAAUAAUCGAGCAAAAACGAAAACGUCUGGACAAAAUACUACCGACUCUUUUUAACGAACUUGUUGAAGAAGCCUUCGAUGAUGUGGUCAAUAUGGACUCACAAAUGGUUCAGUCACUUGAAAAGAUAAAACAGAACAAAUAACCGGAGAUCAGCUUAAUAGGCCCUUUGCGGUUAACGGUCACGUGUCUGUAUUGGUGAGCAAAUGUUUUUAUUUUAUUUUAAAUUGGUGAUUAUUUUUAGCUACUUGUAAAGAACUGAAUGAAACGAUGUGUAAACAGUGUGUUCGGAAAUUCUGUUUUAUUACGAUCUCUGGAAACAGGUUGUAGAAAGUUUGUUUGCUCACCAGUAUAUUUCACCCAUAGGAAUCAAGAUGUUCAUUCAUUUGCUCUCAGUGAAUUAAUCAGCACGUGAUUACUGAGCUGCAAAGGGCCUAUUAAUACUGGUUCGUCGUUUCAUACAGUGACAACUUGUGGUGGAUGUAACCUUGGUUUGGAUAGACGAGUAUGGGGAAACAACACAGAUAUAAGACAAACGUGGUUGACAGGCACCGAUUUUUAGCUAUUAGGAAAAGCAGCUACCAUUCUUCAAGAUCCUUUCUAAAUACUUUCCUUAAAAGAGAUUAAAACCACCUUCAUAUUCAACAACUCCUCUGCUCUCAUCCAUUCCUGAACAGCCGUUGUACUGUGGUUGUCGACCAGUAACCACGAAACCCCAUUCAACUAUUAGAAAAAGCAUACUAACAUUCUUCAGGAUACUCCCUAAAUAUUUUCCAGAGACUGAAGAGAUUACCUUCACAUUCAACAAACUCCGGUGUCGUUAUCUCCCUUAACAGUCAUGGUUGUUUUGUAGUGGACUAACGACUGUGUCUUCAUCUUCCUGGACACCCGUGGUAUUUGGUUUGUUUUGGUGCAUAGAACGCGAAUUGGCAUUGAACCUUCCCCCUUUGACGCCUUGUUUCCCAGUAUCUGACCACUCCCUAAAUCUCCGGUCGUUCUGGUUCCUAGGAACUCGGGGAAGACGUUGAAUAACAUUAUUUAACAAAAUAGAUCACUAUUGCUUUGGAUGGAUGAUGUAUUUUUUUGAUAUACAUACACGAUACAUACACAAUACACGUUAUGAGCACAUGAAUAAUAUAUAUUAUAAUCUCACUCAUAUC